CGGCGUUCGGCAGCAUCACCAUUAAACAUCCGGGGAGGGUGGGGGGGGGAGGAAAAACGAGCGAAAAUAAAUCAGAAAAGCGGGUGAAAGCGGCUAUUUCCACAGCUGUCGCCACGCGCGGUGCGAGGCCGCUGUGGCGGUCCCGGCCCCGCUGCCCACCUUUCACCGCGUGGAACGGCGAGGUUGGACCCCCCCCCACCUCGCCGCCCGGCAAGCACCUCCGCGACGGGGACCUCCUCCACCUCCACCUCCACCUCCUCCUCUUCUUCUUCCUCUUCCUCCUCUACCGCCUCCCCGGCCGAGCCCUCCCGGCGCGGCCGCCGCCGCCGCCGCUGCUCUCCCCCCGGCCCGGCCCUCCCUGAGGGGAGCCGGGGCGAUGACGUCACCGGAUCAGGCCGACCGGCAAUGGGCGCCAUUUUGAAACCCCGAAACCUCCCGCGGCGGCAGCUCGGUGCGGCGGCUGCGACCCGCUCCCGGCCGGCGCCUCCCCCGCCCCACCGCUACCGUGCGACAUGGCAGGGGUGGCAGGAGGAGGAGGAGGAGGAGGAGGCGGCGGCAACGACUUCCAGUGGUGCUUCUCCCAGGUGAAGGGGGCUAUCGACGAGGACGUGGCGGAAGCUGAUAUUAUUUCAACAGUUGAAUUUAAUUACUCUGGUGAUCUUCUUGCAACAGGAGACAAAGGUGGCAGAGUGGUUAUAUUUCAGAGGGAACAAGAGAAUAAAAGCCGUCCUCAUUCUAGGGGAGAAUAUAAUGUUUACAGUACCUUUCAGAGUCAUGAACCUGAGUUUGACUACUUGAAAAGUCUAGAAAUUGAGGAAAAAAUUAAUAAAAUUAGGUGGUUACCACAACAGAAUGCUGCUCAUUUCCUGCUGUCUACAAAUGAUAAAACUAUUAAAUUAUGGAAAAUAAGUGAAAGGGAUAAAAGAGCCGAAGGUUAUAAUUUAAAAGAUGAAGAUGGAAGACUUAGGGAUCCUUUCAGAAUCACAGCACUACGGGUGCCAAUAUUGAAACCCAUGGACCUAAUGGUAGAAGCAAGUCCCAGAAGGAUAUUUGCAAAUGCACAUACUUAUCACAUAAACUCUAUUUCAGUAAAUAGUGAUCAUGAAACAUACCUUUCUGCAGAUGACCUAAGAAUUAACCUAUGGCAUUUAGAAAUCACAGAUAGAAGUUUUAAUAUUGUAGAUAUUAAGCCUGCUAACAUGGAGGAGCUGACAGAAGUGAUUACUGCUGCAGAGUUCCACCCUCACCACUGUAACGUGUUUGUCUACAGCAGUAGCAAAGGAACUAUUCGACUCUGUGACAUGCGUUCUUCAGCCCUCUGUGACAGGCAUUCAAAAUUUUUUGAAGAACCCGAGGAUCCUAGCAGCCGAUCAUUUUUUUCAGAAAUAAUAUCAUCGAUAUCUGAUGUAAAAUUCAGUCACAGUGGUCGAUACAUGAUGACAAGAGACUACCUGUCUGUUAAAGUCUGGGAUCUCAAUAUGGAAAACAGGCCUGUAGAGACCUAUCAAGUUCAUGAGUAUCUCCGAAGCAAGCUUUGUUCCCUUUAUGAAAAUGACUGCAUCUUCGACAAAUUUGAAUGCUGCUGGAACGGUUCUGAUAGCGCUAUCAUGACGGGAUCCUACAACAAUUUCUUUAGAAUGUUCGACCGAAACACGCGGCGGGAUCUCACUCUAGAGGCGUCCCGCGAGAGCAGCAAACCUCGUGCCAUCCUAAAGCCGCGUAAAGUCUGCACGGGCGGGAAGAGAAAGAAGGACGAGAUAAGCGUUGACAGCCUGGACUUCAACAAGAAGAUUCUUCACACGGCGUGGCAUCCCAUGGAGAACAUCAUCGCUGUAGCUGCCACCAAUAACUUGUAUAUAUUCCAGGACAAAAUUAACUAAAGAUGACUGGCUUGAGGACAGAGUCAUCGUCUUGCAUAGUUAAGCUCAGUUGUUUAUCUGUAAAAGAGAAGGCCUUGUUGUCCUGCAGUGAAGAACAUUGAUGCACUUGCUUCCCUUGAGACAAAGGAGGGGGUCUGGCCUGGGUUUGAGCUCCUGGUGUGGUUCUGCCUUCGGAGAGGGUGGGGAGCGUCGGUCGCGGUGUUCUGGGAGAAACCCUCCCGAGGCAGAAUUGAUGGACAGCGCUCAAUGAGGCCAAUACUCGAAACAAAUGUAUUUAUUUAAGUCUGAGCCUUCCUUUCCAGUUUAUAGACCAAAAAUUUAACACCCGAGGAAAAAAAAAAUUGUCAUAAAAAUGUAAUUUCUAUCUCUCGCGCUCUUUCUCUGCUGUAAUAUUUGGGCCUUCCAAAACAUAUAUUGUGCUUAAUGCCUGUACACAUUCCUCCUCUGGCCUGUAUCUAGGCUUAGGUGUUUUUACCUUUGAGCACUUAGGUAGGUCUUGAGUCGGGUUCGUAGACAGGUGUCCAUGGAUAUUUACUCACAACUGUAUCUAUAACCGCACCUUCUGGUGUAAACCACUUAAUAAAAUAACAAACUAUAAAAACCGUUUUUAAAUCUGAAGGUAUGUAGUCAGUCUUUUUAUUUUUUUAUUGCAUGUACUGAGAUUGUGCAAAGUAAUUCUGGUGGGCAGAUGUGACAGUGUCUGCCCCAGAACACUGAUUUUUUGGCAGACUAAUACGAACUCUUUUGGGUAGUAUUGCAAAUUCUACAUUUAGAGUUUUCGAUAAAUUGUCGUUUGGUUUAAGUUGCGCUGGUUUUCUCGUAAAACGCGCUCUGUGUACCAGGUAGGAGAUUGGAAAGGUCGGUGUAAAGACAUCCACAGCCUUAACAGAAAGUGACCGCCUUGCACAGAAGGGAAAACAAAACAUUUAACAAUUUUUUUUUCUCUGAAGAUAAAAAUUCCGUUUAUCUGAUGCCUCUCAAUGUUACAUAGAGACAUACCUUAUGUGCAUUAUGGUUUUUUUUUAACCUUUUUAGUGUUUGUCAUGAAGAUAUAGUUUAUUUUAAAUAUUUGGCAUAAUAUAUUGUAUUUCACACUGCAGUUCAAGCCAGUAUAAAAAAAAAAAAAAAAAAAAAAAAAAAACCAACCAAAAUGCUCUUGAUUAUGCCAAGCGCCAACGCAGCUUAAUGCCUUCCAGCACGUUCUGACUGGAACGGAGCUGUCGGAAAACACCGGGGCCACAAGCUGGUGUUAACUGCAGUUGUUGGAACUCUGUUCUUGCUAACUUUUUUUAAGCCUUAGGUACUUUUUUGGGGUUUUUUUCUUUUUUUUUUUUUUUUUUUCCUUCCUUCCGAAGAGGCCUAAAAUACAUCAACCUUCUCUUCGCCCUCCACUAGCCUGGGUGAGAGACUGUUCCUGAAGCUGUUGCAGCGCGUUUGGCAGCACCGAGUAGGUAGGCAUUACACCCUCUGAAACGUGCCUGCAAACCAGAAAUUGUGUCUGAAAAAGGAGGGUCCCCUGAGCUGCCCCGAGGAAAGACAGCAGUGUGGUUUACACUCCGUUUUUCUUAAAAUGAAGGUGUGUUACGAUUACUGAACCAGAUCUGCAUAUGCAGGAGCAAAACGUCUCCGCUCUCACCCUCCUGAUUAAUGUCCACAGAGUGCCACUCGUGUUCCCAGCAAGCCAGUAACGACAGCUAACGUGGAGGUUCUACCGAUAAAGUUUAAAUUAAAUAAAUCCUAUACUGUAUAUUGGUUGUGACACUAUUUGAAAAAUCUUGAAAUGUGGAACUUCUGGGUCACUAAAGCGUUAGAUUUGACCUUGUUCCUAAAAUACAUAAUAGAGCUAAUACAAUGGGAUUGUACAUACUUGUUCAGUUAUUUUGACCAAAAAGUUUAAUAAAUUUUAAAUGUUUACCUGGA
This is a messenger RNA of Tyto alba (common barn owl), 3800 nucleotides long. It is a transcript of the gene PPP2R2D, whose product is annotated as protein phosphatase 2 regulatory subunit Bdelta. Gene Ontology annotation, cellular component: cytosol; protein phosphatase type 2A complex. Gene Ontology annotation, molecular function: protein binding; protein phosphatase regulator activity. NCBI's taxonomy places the organism in Eukaryota, Metazoa, Chordata, Aves, Strigiformes, Tytonidae. The record is from RefSeq and is a predicted model, not a curated record. The transcript is spliced from 10 exons. Gene Ontology annotation, biological process: peptidyl-serine dephosphorylation. Bases 513 to 1880 code for a protein of 455 amino acids.